UUAGUAGCCGUUGUAUUAUAAUAACUCGACAUUGAUAUUCAGGAUUAAUGGACUCAAUCCAUUUUUAUAUGAUAGCAACGGGUUGUCGUCAAUUGUAGAUAUGGUGGACGAACGAGCCGAUGGGCAGCGACGCUUUCUUACCGUUGAACAGUGGGACUAUGUCAAAAAUCUAUUCAGUCAUUUGAAGAUCGCUCCUCCGAACAAAGUCGAAUCUGCUGUGGACAUUUGGAAAAUAGUCUAUAAAACAUGCGAGGCAAUUGGAUCGGUAAAGGUUGGAGAACAGUAUUUGUUUAAAAUGAGACAACGAGAGGAUAGUAGUGAAGAAUCAAGAUUGAUAUGCAAAGCCAUGGAACAUAUGUUAGAAUUAGUCGAAACGAAACAAGAUAUAUUAUGCCAAAGAGGAAGCAAAUAUACGGAAAAUGACUAUCUUCGCAUCGUAUGGUCACCUAUUCUUGAACGCAUAUUCUCCUCCCCAUUACGGCUGAUAAGCGGCGAAAGUAUUUUUAAAUACACAACCAAGCAAAAACAGCAGUUAUAUGAUGAAUCCAAUGACGUGAAGGGCUUCAAAAUUGAUAUCAGAUAUGUUGUGGAUAAAAAUGGCAAAACGUAUGAUUUGGGCGCAGCUGAGUUGGGUAAAGAUGGUGCAAGUUGCAAGAUAAUACAAGACGAAGGAAAGCUUACACGGGAAGGCAAAGAUGUCGUCGAUUCCUUGUUGAAAACGUUACACGAAAGCAACCAUCGUCAUGUUUUAUCUUGGAUUAUUCAAAUUGACGCAUGUGAAGCUGAAAUUUCAACGUUGCACAUUGUUGGUAAUGGAGUAUAUGUUGCGUAUCCUCAGUUUAAAUUUGAACUGCCCACCACCCUUGAUAAUCUUUCCAAGUUUGAACAAGCGUUACAAGCAUUUCUUACUAUCAAAGAACACAUGAUGAUGAUCCAAAGUCGUCUUUCCACUGAACAACAACGGGAAGGGGUGAUCAGCCAAACAUUCAACCGUUCUAAUCAAGUAAAAUCGGAUGAUAUCAGCACAUGGACCCGCGCGACUUGGUACACCCCACCAAAACCAUCAAAAUCAAGGGUGCCUGUGCCAUUAUUCGGUCAAAAAAGCAAGUUCAACUUUGCAGAACGCCUACUAGUGGCUCGAAAUCAGGACCUUAUAGAAAGUGAAGAAGAAAAAGAGAACGUGGACAUGUUUGGCUGGACUAAACGGAAUGGCAAGUUUUACAAUAUCCAUACCCAAAAGUAUGCGGACGAACACCCACUUGAUAAAGAAAGCCAAGUUAUUUUGUAAUAAUUCGAUCUUUUCAAAAACACACAUAAACAUCAUCUAGCAUCAUUAUAUCAUCAUUAUAUCCAUCCCUUUCUUUUUCUUAUUUCAUCACUAAAACCUUUUAGUAAAAGCCUAAAAAGCUUCAUCUUUUAUUACUUCACUAUUUUUUCUAUUACUUAUUCUGUUAUAACAAAUGAUGGAACAACUGCAUU
Molecule: messenger RNA, 1479 nt
Organism: Zychaea mexicana
Lineage: Eukaryota; Fungi; Mucoromycota; Mucoromycetes; Mucorales; Lichtheimiaceae
Exons: 6
Coding region: 101-1288 (395 amino acids)
Source: RefSeq, a predicted model, not a curated record